GCGGCGGCAGCGGCAGCGCGGGGCGAGGAGCGGGUGGAGCGGCCGGCGGCACCUGGCUCCGGAGCGGCUGCGAUGCGGGUCAGGAUGAUUUCAGCUGCCUCUGUUCUCGUCCUGCUCUUCUUGCCCUCGGAGACCUGCUCGCCCCUGCAGUGGCCUCGAGGCUUGUCCCGCAGGAUGCCCUUGGCCCCCCAACCCAGCUGGGAGCCCUGGCCGGGAGCCCCACGACCCCUGGGUGCCACCGCGAGCCCCCUGCCCCAAAGACUGUGCCAAGCCAGUGGGGCAGAGCCCAUUGUGGUGCCCCGGGCCCAACGGGCGCUGCAAACCGGCAAGAGGCGAGAUGGCAAACCCAACUCGCUGGAUCUCACCUUCCACCUCCUGCGUGAGUUCCUGGAGAUGUCCCGGGAGGAGAGACUGGCCCAGAAGGCGCUCAGCAAUAAGCUCUUGCUGCAGAGUAUAGGAAAAUGAGGGAGAGUCCUGGCGGGGAAUGAAGGAAACCGACCCCGUAGUGAGCGGAGAAGAGGGAGGGAUGCUGCUGCGCAGACGGAGGCUGGAGCCGUGCCCAAGGAGCCCUCUCCUUGCCCAGUGGGGUCCCCAUCGCUGCGUCCCGUGUGUUUCUCUCGCUGUUGUGCAUUAAAUUCACCCUCGCACCUGCCCUGCUGCUGUGCUCUUGUGCUUCCCCCACCCCUACAUAGGGCUUGCUCUGUUCCCCACCUCGGGGGUGGGGGGUUGUAUCCCGGAUUUUGAGCCCUCUGGAUCCAUCUGCCUCACAGCCACAUGGGUUGGGACUACUUCAACAUAAUAGUGUUGCAGCAACCAUGGGUACCGAGUGUCCUCUCCCCUCCUAGAGCUGUUCAGUCCCUUCCACAUCCAUGGAUCCAAGCUGGGUCUCCCCUGAAACACCAGAGCAAUCCCAGAUGCAUCCCUGGGUGAAAGGUACCUGCAUAAAGUGCUCUGAGUGGUGCAGCUCGCGCCUCUCCUGCCCAAGGAACGUGAGCAUGGGACGUGCCUGUGAAAACCCAUCAUCAACUGCAAAAUAAGGAAUGAGGCUGCACAAACAGUCCUGGCAUCAGGAUGGGGCAGCAUGUGCUCCAGAGGGGCUUACGGUCAGUCCUGCAAGAGGGUCUUGAGAUGGUUGGGAUGUGGCACCGGUGAUUGUGUCCCACCACAGCCCAUCAGCAGCCAGUGAGGGAUCAGCAUCACCUGUUGGGGAUCGCCAUGAGCCCAUCACCAUCCUGAGUGACCAGCAUCACCCAUGAACCUGUCACCAUCAUCUGUGAGUGAUCAUCAUCACCCAUGAGCCGACUGCCAUGACUUGUGAGACCACCAUCAGCCCAUCACCUAUGAGUGACCACCGUCACCCACGUAGACAGACACUGGCAUCCCACAGGGACCUGAAAGUCUUUCAUCCUCCUUCCAGGGCUGUAGUAGCAGCACCUCUUGUGUUGGCAACCAAAAAUAUCCAGGAGAUCAGCCUUGGGGCUCUCAAAACUAGUUUGGUCUUCUCUGAAGCUGGUGCUUACGUGGGACAAAGAUCUCCUGAAGCUGCUGGUGCACUGUGAUUGCUUUGUGGGCUGGGUUUUUUUCC
This is a messenger RNA of Cuculus canorus (common cuckoo), 1585 nucleotides long. Its product is annotated as corticoliberin-like. The transcript has 2 exons. NCBI's taxonomy places the organism in Eukaryota, Metazoa, Chordata, Aves, Cuculiformes, Cuculidae. Gene Ontology annotation, biological process: negative regulation of glucagon secretion; negative regulation of epinephrine secretion; positive regulation of cortisol secretion. The coding region runs from base 73 to 465 and encodes 130 amino acids. Gene Ontology annotation, cellular component: extracellular region. The record is from RefSeq and is a predicted model, not a curated record. Gene Ontology annotation, molecular function: corticotropin-releasing hormone activity.